Molecule: messenger RNA, 1005 nt
Organism: Gloeophyllum trabeum ATCC 11539
Lineage: Eukaryota; Fungi; Basidiomycota; Agaricomycetes; Gloeophyllales; Gloeophyllaceae
Product: vesicular-fusion protein SEC17
Exons: 4
Coding region: 31-903 (290 amino acids)
Biological process (GO): intracellular protein transport; SNARE complex disassembly
Cellular component (GO): vacuolar membrane; SNARE complex
Molecular function (GO): soluble NSF attachment protein activity; syntaxin binding
Source: RefSeq, a predicted model, not a curated record
ACCAGUGACCUCAUCGCGACUGUAUCAACUAUGCCCUCCAAGUCUCCCGCACAGUCUCUGUUAGAGAAGGCAGAUAAGAAGGCGAAUUCUUCGACCGGUUGGUUCUCGUCAUCCACUACGAAAUGGGAGGAAGCCGGGGAUCUCUACCAGCAGGCCGCUAACGCAUUCAAGAUCGAUAAACUGUUCAAGGAAGCUGGCGACGCGCAUGCUCGGGAGGCGGAGUGCAGAGAGAACUGCAAGGAGGGUAACGAAGCCGCGAAUGCGUGGUGGAAUGCAGCUAAGGCGUAUAAGAGAGUCAACCCUGAGCUGGCCAUCCAGGCGUUAACCCAGACAAUCACACAUCUCACUCAAGGAGGGCGUUUCCGACAGGCUGCGGAUAGGGAGAAGGAGAUUGGUCAGAUAUACUUGCAAGAGCUGAAUGAUCUUCGGCGAGCUUGUGACAGCUUCGAGCGGGCAGGUGAAUGGUACCAGCAAGAAGAUGCCCAGGCCACUGCGAACGCUUGCUUCAAGGACGCAGCAGACUUGCAUGCCGACUUGGAGGAGUACCCCGCUGCUAUAGCCCGCUAUGAGCAGGUGGCAGAUCAUUCGCUGACAUCGCAAUUAACGAAGUAUUCCGUCAAGGAGUACUGGCUGAGAGCAACCUUGUGCGCGCUCGCGAUGGGGGACUCCGUUGCGGCCAAGAGGAAUGUGACACGAUACAGUCAACUGGACACGACGUUCACCUCCACUCGCGAGGCUCGCUUCCUCAACGCGCUCAUCGACGCGUUUGAGGCAGGCGAUGAGCAGGCUUUCACUGCUGCGGUGGUUGAUUUCGAUCAAGUGACCCGGUUGGACAACUGGAAGACGGGUAUCUUGCUCAAGAUUAAGAGGCAGCUCCAGGAAGAAGGCAGCGGCCUCACUUAGUGCUCAACCCUCUUGGAUUAAGAUGCGCUAUGAUAUGUACGAUGUAGAGACUAUGAGGUCUGUAUCUUCGAGAUUGGACAUGACUGAAUUCCCUAUACUGGU